Messenger RNA from Drosophila subpulchrella, 2444 nucleotides. RefSeq names its product PHD finger protein 7 (gene Phf7). Bases 114 to 1799 code for a protein of 561 amino acids. NCBI's taxonomy places the organism in Eukaryota, Metazoa, Arthropoda, Insecta, Diptera, Drosophilidae. The transcript has 3 exons. The record is from RefSeq and is a predicted model, not a curated record. Gene Ontology annotation, cellular component: nucleus.
AGCGCGCGACAGCUCUCGUCUCGGCCCUUUUCUUGUCAGCAGUUCGGCGAAUUUAGUUUUCGAUUUGUUAAGUUAAAUUCACCGAGAAAAGUUGAGAAAACUAAAAGGCAACCAUGGCCAAGAAGUGUAUGCUGUGUUGCAGCAGCGAAACGGAGGACCCAUUGUCCUUCGGCCGCACCAUCGAGGAAGGAAAUAUUAUGGUGCACCACAACUGUCUGUACCUGAGCUCCAAUCUCGUCCAGCGCGGCAACAACCGUGUCGGCAUUUUGCGCUUCCUGGUGGAAGACAUCUUCGCUGAGGCCAGGCGUUGCAGCCAUCUCAUAUGCGUUUAUUGUCAACGCCCGGGCGCCAACAUCGGCUGCUGCAAGUCCGGAUGCCGUCGCACAUUUCACACAAAGUGCGGCAUUGACCAUCUUGCCCAGAAUCAGUUCCGUGGGACAUACAAGUCGUAUUGCCACCGCCAUGUGAAAACCCAUCGCCGUCGUCCGACCAGCGCGGACACCAUCUGCACCAUCUGCACAGAGCUGCUGGUCGAGGAGGGUGAGCGUUUCAAUGUGGUGAACAUGCUUUAUUCGCCAUGCUGCCGGAACGGCUGGUACCACCGCAGAUGCCUGCAAAUGUAUGCGAACACUUCCGGGUACUUCUUCAAGUGCCCACUAUGCAACAACAACGAGGAGUUCCACGACGUGAGCCUCUGGGGCGUCGCAUUGUCCAGCCAGGACGCCAGUUGGGAGACCGAGCCCAAUGCAUUCGCCGAACAUUUCCGUCGCGACAUGGUGUGCGUUGCCGAAGAAUGCAUGGCGCUGGCCGGCCGCGCAGACAAUUCAAUACUUCUGCUGUACUGCAACACUUGCGGCUCAAAUCCGGCACACGCUUUGUGCAUCGGCCAAGCAUUUGAUAGUUACGUCUGCCAUGUUUGCGCGGUUGUCUCGCCCGUUGCGCCGUCCCUGGUUGAAUCUGAGAACGAGUCGAUGAACUCCGAUGACAGCGACACUUUCGAGUCGUUCGCUCAGGCGGCUUCCAACCAUACACCGCCGAGAAAUCAUAACGCAACCACCUUGACCACUGAACGCGAUAAUGUCCAGCCCAAGCUGCAUUCCUCCGGCUGGGAUCUUAAUGAUGGCGAUGACACCGAGGACGAUGAUGAAGUGUUCCAGCGUGUGGCCGAAAUCCAGGAACGUCACCAGACAAUCGCCGAAUUACCCGAGGAUUCGUCCGAUGAGCAGCCAUCUACCUCUGCGGCGGCUGCGCAGUUAGUUGUCCGCAGGUCCACCCGUUCCACUGCAGCGAGCGGAUCGUCCCGAGCUGCACCACGUCGCAGCAGCCUUAGACUGUUGGCCCAAAACAACCAAGAGAACACCGAGCCAGCCAGCUCCUCAUCUCAGACCAGCAGGCGUUCUAUGCGCUCCCGUCGCACAAUGCCAGCCAGAAUGCUUGAUACAGACGAUGAAUCUGAUACCGAUGUCGAAAAGAAGAACAAGCGCAAACCGAAGAAGCGCGCCGCAUCGCCCUCCCCACCUGCUAUGCGAGCAAACAGGCGCUCCUUGCGCUCCAUCACGCCGAAUGCGUCCAACGUGCGCAACAUCCAAGCCAUCACGCCGGAGCCUAGAAUGAACGACAACUUGUGCCCCACCACUCCGGAGGCCGCACCAAGUCGCUCCAACGCCCAAUCGCCACCAGGGAGAAACAUGCGCCGCAGGACAGUGGCCGACUCGAAUCCGACUCGCAACAUGGAUGUGUCUUGCGUGGCGAACAGAACUCGCAACCGCUUGCCUAGCUACAUGGCCCAUCGCAAGUAGAGAUGGCCAACUUAUACUCUACAUAAAACAUUCCAUGUAUAGAAACAUUGACCAUGCAGCGGAUCCCAAUGCGUGCGUUCCAUCCGCUGCUGCUAUUUUAGUUUGUUAUGUUUUUACAUCGUUUACACUACACGUACCACAAAACGCUAGUGGUAGGUGAACCCUGAUCUCAAAACGAAAAACGAAAUGUAUUACUAAGAGUUAGGGAUACUUUCUUUUAAGUCAUUCAAAAACGUAUUUAUUCGUCAUUCAUUCAUUUUUUUUUUUUUAUAAAUUAUUUGUACUUGUAGCAUUUCAGUUUAAAACUGGUGUUAAACAAUGCAUACAAUAAGAUGUAAUUGCAACUGACAAAAUACCUAUACCAAUGGUUUAUGAAAAACAUUCAACAAAAUUUGUGUUACUUAUUUUUUUUCUUCCAAAUUUCACAUUCCUUUUUUUUUUUGAAAUUUAAUAGAACGAAUCCCCUUGUAUGACCCCGGCCAAAAAUUUUUUUUUUUUAAUGAAUAAAUACGAACAUAAAUACGAGUUUUGAAUGACUGUAACACAUUUUUUUGACACAGUACAAAUUUAUUAUAUUAACAUGUUCACAUACAAAUGUACAAAUGGACGGUACACAAAUAAGAAUAAAACAAGGGUGAUACAUAA